AUGGUCAACGUACGUUAUGGAGUGACGCUUCCGAUUGCUUCUCGCUUUGGAAAUUUUGAAUCCAGCCUAGAAUGCCUCGUUUUACCGAAACUCACCGUCGCGCUACCCAGCCACAAUAUCGAUAUAACUCAUUGGCGUAUUCCACCACACCUGCUUCUAGCGGAUCCGCAUUUCCAUAUCAGUCAGGGAGUUGAUGUCAUUAUAGGCGCUGAACUGUUCUUCACAUUGUUGGAAAAAGAGCAGAUCAGUAUCGACGUUGGAUGUCCACUCCUCCAAAAAACUGUUCUUGGUUAUAUAUUCUGUGGCAAGUUUACUGAAAAAGUCCCUUGCACUCUUGCGCUGGCGAGCCACUAUUGCUCUGGUGAAUCUCUCGACUCACAAUUGGAACGGUUCUGGGAGAUCGAGAGCUUUGAUGACCACAAAGCUUACACGGCAGAUGAGCAGUUUUGUCAAGAUCAUUUUCGUCAAACAGUUAUGAGGGAUAACAAUGGUCGUUACAUUGUACGACUGCCGUUGCGGGAAGAGCUGUCUUCGAAGAUCGGUGAUUCGUACACUCCAGCUCUCCGUCGUUUCUUGUCCAUGGAAAAAAGGUUUGCCGUCGAUGAAGGUCUACAGACUGAGUACACAAAAUUCAUGGAGGAAUAUGAGCAGUUAGGGCAUAUGGAGGUGAGUUCGCGCUCGUUUAACGGUCCACAAUUUUUCCUUCCCCACCAUGCCAUCCACCGCCCAGAGAGCACAACCACGAAGAUUCGAGUGGUGUUUGAUGGAUCUAGUCGUGCAUCUAACAACGUGUCAAUCAACGAUGCUCUGUUUGUUGGCCCUUCGGUGCAACCUGUACUAUACUCUACCGUCAUCAAUUUUCGAAUGCCACGCUAUGUUGUAACCACCGAUGCAGAGAAGAUGUUUCGGCAGAUUUGGGUCCAUCCGGAUGAUCGCCGAUUCACACAAAUCCUGUGGAGAAAUAAUCCGUCGGAACCGAUUCAAGUAUACCAACUCAAAACCGAUACAUACGGCCUCGCCAGCUCUCCGUUUCACGCCACUCGUGUUCUUGAACAGUUAGCUUCAGAUGAUGGAGAACGAUAUCCUUUCGCCGUGCCAGUAAUUCGAAAAGGAAUGUAUGUUGAUGAUGUUCUGACUGGACACGAUGAUCUUCCUACUCUACAGGAAACCUGCAGGCAAUUAAUUUCCCUUUUGGCGGGCGCAGGUUUCGUGUUGCGAAAAUGGGCUACUAAUAAUGUCGCAGCUUUGGCCAACGUUCCAACAGAGCUGUGGGAGACUUCCAACCCACUGGAGAUCGAUCGUUCGUCUGCUGUUAAAACACUCGGCUUACUUUGGUUUCCUCAAUCCGACAAAUUCGCAUUCAAGAUUCCAGCACUUCAGGAUCUAAACAUCAUCACUAAGCUAGUGGUGGUGUCCGAGAUGUCGAGCCUGUUCGACCCCAUUGGCCUCCUUGGUCCUGUCGUCAUCACUGCUAAGAUGUUUGUGCAAACCCUUUGGGCGGAGAACCUAUCCUGGGAUACCGAGCUUUCGAAGGAUUUUCAAGAUUGGUGGUUGAACUAUCGUACUGAUAUCCAGCAGUUGCGGUCUCUGAAAGUACCGAGAAGAAUUCUGGCCAACACUGUUCGCCAAUAUACUUUACAUUGUUUUUGUGAUGCUUCCACGAAAGGCUACGGAUGUUCCGUCUACGUCGUCUCGGAAGAUGACACGGGAAAACUCGAAAGUUAUCUUCUUACUUCAAAGUCGCGUGUCGCUCCAUUGCGGGGUCAUUCAGUUCCAAGAUUGGAACUCUGUGCUGCUUUACUGGGGAGCCAACUCAUUGAUACACUUCGCAAGACGACAGAAUUCACAGAACCAGCGUUUAUGUGGACUGAUUCGACUAUUGUGUUACACUGGAUCAAGUCGAAGUCCAAUAACUGGAAGGUUUUCGUAUCCAAUCGUGUGGCUGAAAUUCAACGAUUGACGAAGGGAUUCCAAUGGAGACAUGUGCCCACUGAACUGAACCCUGCAGACCGGAUAUCCCGAGGUGUCAUGCCGAGUCAAAUCCUGCACGAUGACCUGUGGUGGCAGGGACCUAGAUUCCUGCGAUUUAGAAUGGAACAAUGGCCUGAGCAAGUUAUUAUGGUUCCAGAACGGCAUAUAGUUAACGAAGAAGCUCGGUCCGUUUUGGCACUACACGUUUGCGUCAGCGGAGAUGAACUCUUCGAUCGCUUCUCCGAACUAUCAAAAUUAAUAAAAUUCGUCACCUACUGUCACCGUUUUCGAAGUAACUGUCGUACUCCAAAAGAUCAACAUUCGAAUGGACCGCUUUCGUCAGACGAAUGCGAGAUUGCAUUGAAGAAUUUGAUUCGUAUUGCUCAACAUUCAGCCUUCCCAUUAGAGGUUAAAAGCUAUGCUCUUGCACAAGAUUCGCCGAGAAUACCGAAAUCACCACUCCGUAACCUCAACCUAUUAAUGGAUAAUUUCGGACUUCUGAGAAUUGACAGCCGAAUACGCAACUCUAAUGCUCCAUUUGAUAGCCGUUUUCCAAUUCUGCUACCAUCGAACCACAAACUUAGUUUCCUGAUUGCACGAGCAACGCAUCUCAAGACAUUACAUGGUGGUCCAUCACUCCUGCUUGCCACGUUGCGUCAACGUUACUGGCCGCUCCGGGGUCGCAAUCUGGUACGUAAAGUCGUUCGUCGCUGCGUGACCUGCUUCCGAUGUCAACCAAAACCUACCACACAGAUCAUGGCACCUCUACCAGCAGUCCGCCUCACACCAGCCCGUCCAUUCUCGUAUACGGGGUUGGAUUAUUGCGGGCCGUUUUACGUUCGUCCAUUGAAUGGGAGAGGAGUGUCGGUGAAAGUGUACGUAGCGCUCUUUGUAUGUUUAGUGGUGAAGGCUGUUCACAUCGAAGUCGUCGUCGAUCUCUCCGCUGCGUCGUGUAUCAACGCCGUGAAUCGCAUCGUCGCACGCCGUGGCCGUAUUAUUGAGCUACAUUGCGAUAAUGCGACCGCAUUCGUCGGAGCAAAUCGUGAGUUCAUCGCGUCGCGUAACGAGUUCCUGCAUCAGUUCAAGGGCGACGAGUGGCGACAUCACUGUUUGCACAACGGAAUCAGGUUUCGAUUUAUUCCUGCUCGUUCACCCCACUUUGGAGGACUCUGGGAGGCGGGAGUCAAGUCAUUUAAGCACCACUUCCGUCGCAUUAUGGGACCGAAAGCGUACACAAUGGACCAUUUUCUCACGAUUCUUGCUCAAGUGGAGGCUACACUCAACUCUCGUCCUCUGUCGCCUUUGUCGGACUCUCCUGAUGAUCUUGAUGUCCUCACGCCGGCACAUUUUUUAAUCGGUGAGCCACUAGUUACGAUUGCUGAACCCGAUCUGAGUCACAUAAAACCCGGACGCCUGGAUCGCUUCCAGGAGAUGAAGAAAUCAACGCAGGAUCUCUGGACCCGUUGGUCACGGGAUUACCGAAGCCAACUGCACCAACGAACUAAGUGGAGAAAUUCUCAAACCAACCUGAAGCCAGGACAGCUGGUUCUGCUAAAAGAUAACACUCCGCCGCUCCAGUGGCCUUUGGGGCGCAUCGUCGAGACCAUCCCUGGAAAGGAUGGCCAUGUUCGUGUGGUCGUCGUUAAAACGGCAACAGGGCAGUAUAAACGAGCUGUCACUGAGGUCUCUGUUCUGCCAACGGAUCCUGAUGCAGAAGACGAGUCAGAAGAUGUCAUUUCUGGUGCUCAAAAACAGUCGAGUGUCGGUUGA
Toxorhynchites rutilus septentrionalis is the source of this 3741-nucleotide messenger RNA. RefSeq lists its product as uncharacterized. The record is from RefSeq and is a predicted model, not a curated record. The coding region runs from base 1 to 3741 and encodes 1246 amino acids. Gene Ontology annotation, biological process: DNA integration. Gene Ontology annotation, molecular function: nucleic acid binding. NCBI's taxonomy places the organism in Eukaryota, Metazoa, Arthropoda, Insecta, Diptera, Culicidae. The transcript has a single exon.